Alternaria atra is the source of this 1320-nucleotide messenger RNA. RefSeq lists its product as uncharacterized. Lineage: Eukaryota; Fungi; Ascomycota; Dothideomycetes; Pleosporales; Pleosporaceae. The record is from RefSeq and is a predicted model, not a curated record. Bases 1 to 1320 code for a protein of 439 amino acids. Gene Ontology annotation, molecular function: RNA binding. The transcript has 3 exons.
AUGUCCAAGUCUAAAAUUGAUACCCCCGAGAAGAAGCGCAAGCGCGACGCUGAGGUUGCAGAGGAUGCACCAAAGAAGUCCAAGAAAUCUAAGAAAACCGAAGAUGUCCAGGAUGCGCCAGUCGAUGCGACCGAGGUGAAGAGGGAAAAGAAAGACAAAAAGGACAAGAAGUCUAAGAAGUCCAAGGACAAUGUCGACACAUCGGCCAUCGAAGAUGCCUUAGAAGACGCAAAGAAGGACAAGAAGGAAAAGAAAUCGAAAAAGUCCAAGAAGUCCAAGGAUGCCGAUGUCUCUGAGGAUGCGCCAGAGGCUGAGCUUAUCGACGAGAUGAAAUCUUCUGAGAACUUCAUCAGCGUCAACGACGAUGAGCCAAUGCCCGAUGCCACCGAAGAUGCGCCUGCAAAGAAGGAAAAGAAGGACAAGAAGGACAAGAAGGACAAAAAAGACAAGAAAUCGAAGAAGAGCAAGGAUGCUGCCGUUUCCGAGGACACACCUAUGGAAGACGCGGCCGAGGAAACUCAAGCGGAAACAAACGGAGUAGAUGCUGAAUCCAAGGCUGAGAAGAAGGAAAAGAAAAAGGACAAGAAGGAGAAGAAGGACAAAAAAGAAAAGAAGGCAAAGAAGGCGGCGGAAGCAGCGACUAAUGGAGAAUCUCCUGCUGAGGAGCCUAAAGCUGAGACCAACGGUGAAGCCACUGCAGAAGACGCAGAUGUAGAGGUCGAGGGCGGUGCCGAGGUGGAAGUAGAAGGAGAGGAAGUCGAAGCCGCAGUUGAGGCUAACAAGGGUCGUUUCAUCGUCUUUGUCGGCAAUCUUCCCUACAGCGCUACGAAGGAGCAAAUCGAGAAGCAUUUCGAAAAGAUCAAGCCUACCGAGGUCCGUCUCCGCACAUACAAGGGCACCGAAAAGUUCAUGGGCACAUGCUUCAUCGAAUUUGACCGCUACGACCGUAUGGUGACGUGCUUGAAGAAGUACCACCACUCAGUCUUCCCCGAUCCCAAGAAGAAGGAGGGCAGGAAGAUCAAUGUUGAGCUGAGCGCAGGAGGCGGUGGCAACAGUGAAGCCCGCAAAACCAAGAUCGCAGCCAAGAACGAGAAAUUGCACGACGAGCGCGCCCGCGACCGUGUCAAGAAGACCGAAGUCGAAAUGAAGCAGAGCGAGCGCAAGCAGAAGAAGGAAGCCAAGUCAGGCAAAAAGGGUGGUGACGACGCAGAGGCCGCUGAGCCGGAGCAGCCCAAUGAGGCUGCUACUUUUGGCAUGAACCCUGCGCGUUUGGCCAUGAUGCAGGGGCCUGAGCGACCCCAACACAGGUCAAGGUAUUAA